CGAACUUGGACUUCCGGAAGGACUUUGGUGAGGGGGCAACCAUUUUAGGGGGUGCUGAUGGAUACCUGCGGGGUCGGCUAUGUCGCCCUGGGGGAGGCCGGCCCCGUGGGGAACGUGACUGUAGUGGACUCUCCUGGACAAGAGGUGCUAAAUCAGCUUGAUGUCAGGACCACUUCAGAAACAGCCAGUACAGAGGCUUCCAUAGAGAUGUCUUUGCCUACCUCUUUGUCUGGAUUUGAGGGUUCUCUUGAUGAGAAAAAGCUCCUUCCAGAACAGGAAAGCCUAUCCAGACUGGAACAGCAAGAUCUUUCUUCAGAGAUGUCAAAGGUCUCGAAGCCUCGGGCCUCAAAGCCUGGCCGGAAGAGAGGUGGUAGGACACGGAAAGGCCCCAAAAGGCCCCAACAACCUAAUCCUCCAUCAGCCCCUCUGGCUCCUGGUCACUUAGAUCCAUCCAACCCUCUGUCCACCCCCAUGCCUAAGAAACGAGGUCGAAAGACCAAGGCAGAGCUGCUACUGCUGAAGUUGUCAAAAGGCCUAGAUCAGCCAGAGUCUCCAGCUCCAAAGAGGCCCCCUGAGGACUUUGAGACUCCACCUGGGCAACGACCCCGCCGAAGGGCUGCCCAAGUGGCCCUUCUGUAUCUUCAGGAACUGGCUGAAGAGCUGUCAACAGCCCUGCCUGCUCCAGUGUCCUGUCCUGAGAGCCCCAAGGUGAGCAGCCCCACCAAACCAAAGAAGAUCCGGCAACAGUCAGUCUGUCAAGGUGGAGAGGAAGAGGAUGACACCACACGAGAUGAAGACUUUGUUCUCAAGGUUGAGGCUGAAGAUGGAGAAGAAAGUGAGGUCCCAAGUGAGAGCUCAUCUGACCCUGAGCCUGCUGUGCCCCGAAGCACCCCACGAGGAUCCACUUCAGGGAAGCAGAAGCUGCACUGCCGGGGCACGGCUCCAAAUGGCCUGUCCAAUCACAUCAUGGCUCCUGUCUGGAAGUGCCUCCAUCUCACCAAGGACCUCCGAGAACAGAAGCAUUCCUACUGGGAGUUUGCAGAAUGGAUUCCUUUAGCCUGGAAGUGGCACUUGUUAUCUGAACUUGAGGCAGCUCCCUACCUGCCCCAGGAGGAGAAGUCUCCACUGUUUUCUGUACAACGUGAAGGACUUCCUGAAGAUGGCACACUCUACCGCAUAAACAGAUUUAGCUCGAUCACAGCACACCCAGAGCGCUGGGAUGUGUCCUUCUUCACAGGGGGACCUCUCUGGGCUCUGGACUGGUGCCCAGUGCCGGAGGGGGCAGCAGCCUUGCAGUAUGUGGCCCUUUUCUCCAGCCCUGACAUGAAUGAGACACACUCACUGAGCCAACUUCAUUCGGGUCCUGGGCUACUCCAGCUCUGGGGCCUUGGGACCUUGCAGCAAGAAAGCUGUCCUGGCAACAGGGCUCACUUUGUCUAUGGGAUUGCUUGUGACCACGGCUGCAUUUGGGACCUCAAGUUCUGCCCCAGUGGAGCAUGGGAACUUCCAGGCACCCCUCGGAAGGCUCCUCUCCUGCCUCGGCUGGGUCUCUUGGCUCUUGCUUGCUCAGAUGGGAAGGUGCUGCUGUUCAGUCUGCCCCAUCCUGACGCCCUGCUGGCACAGCAGCCCCCAGAUGCAAUGAAACCCGCCAUCUAUAAGGUUCAAUGCGUGGCAACCCUUCAGGUGGGGUCUGUGCAAGUAUCAGACCCCUCUGAGUGUGGUCAGUGCCUUAGCCUGGCCUGGAUGCCCACCCGGCCCCACCACCACCUGGCUGCUGGAUACUAUAAUGGCAUGGUGGUUUUCUGGAACCUUCCCACUAACUCGCCCUUGCAGCGGAUACGGCUCUCUGAUGGCUCUUUGAAGCUCUACCCCUUCCAGGGUUUCCUAGCCCAUGACCAGGCUGUGCGUACCCUUCAGUGGUGCAAAGCCAACAGUCAUUUCAUAGUGUCUGCAGGGAGCGACCGGAAAAUCAAAUUCUGGGACCUUCGACGACCUUAUGAACCAAUAAACUCUAUCAAGCGCUUCUUGAGUACAGAGCUGGCCUGGCUGCUCCCCUACAAUGGUGUCACUGUGGCUCAGGACAACUGCUAUGCCUCUUAUGGACUCUGUGGAAUUCAUUAUAUUGAUGCUGGUUACCUUGGUUUCAAGGCCUACUUCACUGCUCCUCGAAAAGGCACUGUCUGGAGUCUUUCAGGAUCCGACUGGCUUGGGACAAUAGCUGCAGGAGAUACAUCCGGGGAGCUCAUUGCCGCUAUAUUGCCUGAUAUGGCACUGAACCCAAUAACUGUCAAGCGACCUGUAGAGCGAAGAUUUCCUAUAUAUAAAGCAGAUCUGAUGCCGUAUCAGGAUAGUCCUGAAGGUCAAGACCACUCUUCUGCUGCAUCUGGAGCCCUCAACCCACCCAAGGCUCGAACUUAUGCUGAAACCGUCAACCAUCACUACUUGCUCUUUCAAGACACAGAUUUGGGUUCCUUCCAUGAUCUGCUCCGUAGAGAACCAGUGCUGCGUAUGCAGGAGGGAGAGGGGCAGGCUCAGCUCUGUCUGGACAGGCUGCAGCUGGAGGCUAUUCAUAAAGUACGUUUCAGCCCAAACCUGGACUCCUAUGGAUGGCUCGUAUCUGGGGGGCAGUCAGGGCUGGUUCGGAUCCAUUUUGUCCGUGGACUCACCUCCCCAUUGGGCCACCGUAUGCAGCUUGAGAGCCGAGCCCACUUCAAUGCUGUGUUCCAAUCGUCCUCCUCUACUAAAGGGCCUGGCUUCUCUUCAACCAGCCAUCGCCUUCUGCCCAGUCCCUAGUCAUGGUCCACACAAGACCCUUGAAUGAGGUCUGCCAAGAACAAAUGGCCCCAUGCAUAGACCAUAGAAACUGGGGCCUUCUUGGACAGUGAUGCUGCCAGGCCUGGACCUUUAGACCUGCCUCCCAGGAUUCCUUAGAUACCUCUCCUUCCAUGGAUUUCACCUGUCAUCACGGCCCCCUGUGGGCAGGGAGGCUUGCCCUCCACAAACUCUCAAGGCUCCUCAGCCUAAAACUGGCUCACAAGAAACACUCAGGCCUGAUCUAGGCUUGGGAGUCAAAUUGCUCAUAUUGAGCAUAUUGUGAAGUGGGUAAAGCUAAGUAAAGGUACUGGGUGUUUUUGAGACCACAUGUGAGUGGGUGUUUGGAAAACUGGAAAGAGUAUCUGCAUGAAGGCUUCUGACUAUAUUCCAGGAUCCAGUAUUACUGCCUUCCCAGCUUCCUGUUUAGAGAAACGAACAUGCAAGCCCAUGGGAGCGGGGGUAGUAAGUUGUUGGACUGAAGCUGCUUAUAGUAGUUCUUUAACUGAGGAACACCACAAACACAACCAAUAGAACAGUGGUUCAGAUCUUACUUGCUCCUGCUUAGGAAAUACUCCUGAUCACUGGUCAUCUGACCCUACUUGAACACUCCUAGACAGUCAUGUUUUAAAAAUCUUUAUAUCCAGUCAGAGUAUACCUCUAGAUUUUACCAUUGGUGUUAGGAAGUCUAGUAAUUCUCACCUGUGAUUGAUUGCCCUUUUAAGUGUUUAAAAUAGCUAUCAUGUGUUUCCCAAGUCUUCUCUAGAUUAAAUAUCUUCAGUUACCUUAA
Molecule: messenger RNA, 3601 nt
Organism: Eptesicus fuscus (big brown bat)
Lineage: Eukaryota; Metazoa; Chordata; Mammalia; Chiroptera; Vespertilionidae
Gene: GTF3C2
Product: general transcription factor IIIC subunit 2
Exons: 19
Coding region: 58-2793 (911 amino acids)
Biological process (GO): transcription by RNA polymerase III
Cellular component (GO): transcription factor TFIIIC complex
Molecular function (GO): protein binding
Source: RefSeq, a predicted model, not a curated record